GGCAGACGGACGCACAACACAACACGGCCUUUCGAAUUCGCAGAGCGUCGCGACGUCACGCGUCGACUCUCAUGUGCACGGUUUGUAUUCGCGGUGCGUCCGUACACAAAUUAAAAAGUUUGAUGCGGGGAAUCGGGGAGAUGUAAUUGAAUUUUUUUUCCUUUUUAUUUUGAGGGGGCCUAUUCGGAAGUUGUUGUUUUUAUUUUGCUGUGUUGUCGUCAUAUCGGAUCGUCGUGCCGGCAUCUGACCGGCCAAUUGAUGUUCAAACCGCUUCGACAGCGAUUGUCUGAGAAUUGACGAUUAAUUAUCUCGAAUGUGUUCUGUGCGUUCAUUGAUGAAGAUUGCUAGUGUUAAGUGUGUAAAAAGUUGUACAAUUGCGCGGUUAUUUUUGUAACUUGUUAUUCACGUGUUUAAAUGUAGUUAUUUUCAGUGUUCAGUGUUUUUGGCGUAUUAUCCCUGAUGAUAUCGAUGAGAUGUUCUGUUGGACUGACAUUGGGUUGCCCAAACAUCCUCAGCUGCUAUCAAUGGCUCCUUAUUAUGAAUGUGGUGUUUCAUCCGAUAUGCCAAGCACACAACCAUUUUCCAUUAGCUAACAGAUAUAAGCGGGAAGUGACAACAAUGCUUCCCGAAAUGCCCCAGGGCGACAUGAGUGCUGAUCCCACGCUACCGCUGACUGAUCCUUGUUAUCCAUUCGUGGACAUUUCGAAUCAUCAGUUCUUCAGCCCCGGAUAUCCAGCAGAUACGUACACAAACAACACCGAUUGCGUUGUCGUCAUUGAAGCUCCAGAGGGCCACUUGAUAAAAUUGGACUUUCGGGAUUGGUUCGCCAUCGAGGACAGUCCGGAGUGUAAAAAUGACUACCUAGAAGUGCGAGACGGUCCACACGGUUACAACAACAAACUGGAGAGCUCGUCGUUCUGCGGCACCAAAUUUCCCCCGAUGCUCACCUCCUCCGACCGUCACCUGUGGAUUCGUUUCCACUCCGACGAGAACAUCGAGUACAAGGGUUUCAAGGCUGUCUUCGAAUAUAUACCCAGACCACCCUCCUUGAAGACCCCCGAGAUAAUGCCUUGCAGGAUGGACAUGACCGAUUUGGAUGAGGGUCACCUGGGCAAGCCGGAUAUACCGGUGGACAUAUUAGAUUACGUGGGGAAACACAGCAUGCCCAUCGACUGCAUAUGGGCCAUAACCGUUAGAGAACACUGGCGGAUUCAGCUUCAGUUCGAGCAGUUCAGCUUGGAAAAGCCCAACGACUGCGAGAGCAAUUUCGUGGAGGUGUUUUCAGACAGGACUGAUAUGCCCUCGCGCGAGAAACAAUUUUGCGGCUCGAUCGCCGACACCGUGCUCUCCAAACACAACGUCAUGUUUGUGCGGUUCUUUUCCGAGAAAAAGGAGUCCAAGUCCACGUUUGUGGCCAACUUUACCGCUUAUAGGGACAACGAGAAGAAUUCUGUUUUCUACAAGCAGGGGUGUCACGACGACGAGUUUGAUUGCGAGGACACCACCUGCAUAUCGGCAACGUUGAAAUGCAACGGGCGUUACAACUGUCGAUUCAGGUGGGACGAGGAUGAAUGCCAGAGCGCAAAAUCAUUGGCAUUUACAGACGACCACAUCAUUAUAAUCAUGGUUAUUUUUUCGUUGAUACUGACUGGAAUGUGUGUGACUUUCAUAUACAAUUGUAUUAAGAAGUUAAUUAGGGACCACCACACAAUUCAGGAGUACAUUCGCCAGAGCAGAGAGCACCAGCUCAACGAGCUGGACAAGCAAGAUCCCGCAGACAAGAAGCCACUGAAGGAGGGCAGCCGUUCCCGGUCACAGAGUUCACCGUCCCUGGAUUCGGAGAGGUUCGACGCCGCAAAUUCCGUCAACACGCCGUGCUAUGUUCCCGGCGGCGAAAUCCUGCCGAUACUCAUCAGGAACGAACACAGCAUGAGUCCAUCCAACGGGGACGCGUACAACACCAACAUAUACACGGUGGACAGCGAGAAUGUGCCCGAGAUGUGCGACAGCGCCUGCCAAACUCGUGAGAGCCUCUUCAACACUCAAGGAUACAACUCGGGCAACAGCACGCCGAAUCACAGCGUGCACACGAACUCGCCGCCAGCGCCUUUCAGCACGUUCGGCUACAAGAAGGAGGGCAAAUUCAAAGCGGAGGCGAAGAUCGAAAUGACGCCGCACAAGAACAAGUACAGUGAGGACGGGCGGCGGCCGUACAGCGUCCAGACGACGAAAUCGGCGCCGGACGUGAUCGUCACACACUGACAGUUGUCGUCGGCCGAGUGGGAGCCGUACAAACGGCGCCACCCCCGGCACUACCUGAGGACGACGCUGCGACCGGUCCAAAACGUCGAGACUCAACCCGAUCCCCCGGUUUUCUCGUGAUAUUGCGGUUUAGCCAGUUGCGUUGUGUCCGGUGUUUUCAGGUUUUCUCUUGUGUUACAUAGCCCCCCACCCUUGCUCUCAUCCUCCGAGAUCAUUAUCUUUGUUUCUGCAGGUUAUCAACGUUCUAUGAGACAGUAAUAAUAUACUCAGAGGAUGAAACGACAAUCCGUUUAGUUACCACAAAGAAAAUUCCUUCAUUUUAAUAAUGCAUAAUUUCAAAUAUGUGCUCUGUUUUUAGCUAUAAAUUGACAUGUAGGUUUCCUGGAUUAAUGAAUUAGCAAAAAUCAUGUUAUCUUUGUGGCAACGUUUUAGUUAAUUAAUUAAAUCAAUUUUAUCCAAUAAACAAUUAACGCAAUUUAUUUAUUUUUUUAAUUGACACUCUUAAUCAAGUUUAUUGCGUAUUUUUGUUGUUGCAAAACUGUAUUGCAUCAAUUUUUAUUAUUUUGUUGGACCUACAAAAUUAUUAAUUUUAUGAUCUAGAUCGAAAUGAGACCCGAAUUUCGACAAUUUGUGUCAAUCUGACAAUUAAAUAAACAAUAAACAAAAUAUUCAAUAAAUUUAAUCACGAGUGCAUAUUAAUUUAUUGCAUAAUUGGAUGUGAUAAAGAUGAAGUAUGUUACGUUAUAUUUAAACAUAAAAUUUUAUAAGUGUUGGUCGUUUCCGCCUUGUUUCUAUUAAAAUUCACUCAUAAUUUAAGACUGAGAACGAAAAUCUUAGUUGUAAUUAAAAUGUACCUAAUAUGGAAACGCGAUCUGUUGGAAAUCUGUUGUCGUUCUAAAAGUUUUAUUGUUCUUCGAAAAUACAAUAUAACGGUAUUUCAAUUAUCUCGCAAACUUAAUCAAUAUUGUUAUGUACCACGAAAAAUAAAUAAAAAAAAUGUUAUUUAAAUUGAUUCAUUUCAAAGUUUCAAUUUUAAUUGUAUUUAACAGUUUUGAAUUCAUAUCACUCAUGGUGUCUGCCAUUUGGUAAAUUUAUUUUUAUCGCACCCAAGUCCACCACAAAUUCAUGUUAAUUGUAAAUUAAGUAUUAUACACAUUUUUAAUACAUGUUUUACAUAAAAAACAAUUUCAUAAGCAGUAUUGUAUACUGAACUUUUUCAUCGUAAGUUGAAAUGUAAAUAUAUAUCAAGAUAAUAAA
This is a messenger RNA of Aethina tumida (small hive beetle), 3519 nucleotides long. It is a transcript of the gene Neto, whose product is annotated as neuropilin and tolloid-like protein 2. The transcript is spliced from 11 exons. Gene Ontology annotation, molecular function: protein binding. The record is from RefSeq and is a predicted model, not a curated record. Lineage: Eukaryota; Metazoa; Arthropoda; Insecta; Coleoptera; Nitidulidae. Bases 460 to 2262 code for a protein of 600 amino acids.